AUGGUAGAACCAUUUCAAGAAGAAGGAGUGACAACAACCCUUGAGUUUCUCAAAAAGGAAAACGCAUACAGAAGAAAAGAAAGAAACAAUACAGAGCCUCACAAAAAGCUUGCAGGGCUAAAAUAUGAGUUUAGCAAAGUGGAAGACCUCGAUGAAGAAGAAUACGAAGAAAGAGAAAAUUUAAUUACAAAACCAGAAAGCGGCUGCCAAGUGGUUUCAUUAAUUUUUCCAGACGGCACCAACACUAUGAUGAUUGUAAAUGAAGAGCAGGACUCUUUAUCAUGCUUACGAGCUAAACUUGGUAUAAGAGCUAGAGAGCAACGCAGGACUCGCUCUUACACAACUGACACCAAUAUCUCAUUUCUCCAAUUCUUUUACGAACUCAAAGGCAUAGUCCAACAGGUUCCCAAGGAAAUGGAGCAGUUAAAAUUUAAAGAGCUUUUAACCCUAGAGCAUAUUAAAGAAAACGUGAUUAAUGAAUGCUUAGUUUUAUACUUCGGGGUAAAUGAAAGCAGAGGAAGCUUGAAUUCUGAAAGAAAAGGAACUGAAACGUUGAGAGAAAUCGUCGAAAUCACUCUUAAUGGGAUUUCUGAAUUUAAGCAACAAGUUUUUGCUAUAAAUAAAGCUGAAGAUUGCAAGAAAACUGAAAUAAUUAUUCUAAAUAUUGAUGGGGAGCAGCAAACGUAUUUGAAAGGAAAAGAUUUGGUGAGUCUGGAAGGAAAUGCUGAAGAGCUGAAGAUAACUUUUACGCCUAGGCAAGAGUAAACGAUAUUUAGAGCGGACACCCCUAGCUUUGUAGUGCUGUUUAAGUCAAAAGAAGCAUUUAAUUUAUGUCUUGCUGCAAUAAACUUAAACUAUCCGUCAGAUUUGCCUGAAGAAGCAUUUUCUCUUGAGAGGUAUCAGGUUGCCUAUGACAGUGUAAAUGAUACAAGGCAUUUUUUAGUAAAAAAGAUAAAUCGAUACGGUUUUAAACAAAAAAGACUUGUCUGAUUCUGCAAAGACGAUUUUUCUUUCCACAUCACAAACCUGACUUUAAAAAGCCACAAAAUCCAUGAAAUGAGAAAUAUUUCUCAAUUUAUAAAAAAGGGCAAGCGUAAAUUGUCUAUACGAUUUGAAAAUGAUAGUAAAAUUAGGGACAUUCUCAUUCUUUUUAAUAGUGCAUUAGAGCUUUACGAGUUUAAUUCUCUCGCUCAAAAUAUGAUACACCUACUAAAUGAGUCUCAAUGCAAAACUGAAAAAUUUUCUGUUGUCAGCCAAGAAAGCAGUGAGUCACCAACUAACUCAGCUAGAACUUCAAGAAAGUAUACUUGACUUAAUAAACAGAAUUUCCCUACAGUAUCUGAAGAAUCAAAUGAGCUUUCUUAUAAUGUGGUACAGACAAGCUUUAUUUCUCAUGAUAGAAGGUUUCUCAUUUUAAAUGGCGAUUUAAAAGAAAUUAAAUUGAAUAACCACAAAAAUAACCCUAUCAAACAAAUUCCAAUUCAAUCAGCAAAAAUAGUGUUUUCAAAAGAAGAUUUAAGGAAAAUUAAAAUUGAGUCUGGAAAAGAUAGGCUAGAAUAAAUAAAAAUAGGAAUUUUUCAGAUAGGAAUUAUUUUAACUAAAAUUCAAUAAAUGCAGCAUAAAAUUGAGCUUAUUUUUCCAAGUGUGUUUAUGAAGUACCACUUUGUGUGUAAUUUUAAUAAACUUAAAUACCCAGAACGUGGAUUGUUGGGAAAGCCAAAACAAUUGUUAACAAUUCCUUUAAAAAUAUGGGUAAGCUCUUGGAACAUCGGCUAUAUGGAUGAGCCUAACUCAGAAGAGCUUUUAAGAUGACUCGAAGGAUCUGAAGGACAUGAUGUCAUCGCAUUAGGAUUCCAAGAAUGUAAAAAAAGCAAAAGAGUCGCAUGGCUGACAGCACUAAAUAAUUAUUUAGACUCAAAAGAGUACUCAAUGAUUGCUUUUAUUUCUAUGUGGGAAAUGUUUUUAAUUAUUUAUGCACGAGAUGAAUUAAAAGAAAAAAUCACUGAUAUCCAAAAAUUGUAUGCUUUUUUAAAACAAUUAUUUUAUAGGAAAAUUCGGAUUAUUUUAUCGAAAAUUUUAUUUAUUCAUUUUUAAAAGUACAUAAACCUACAGGAAUAGCUCAUAUUAUUGGCAACAAAGGCGGGCUUGUAAUUACCUUCAAAAUUGAAGAAACUUCUUAUUGCUUUGUUUCCUGCCACUUAGCUGCACGUGAAGAAAGAGUGCCGCAGAGAAACCAAAAUGUGAAAGAUUUACUGAGCUUAAAGCCAAGCAGCUUAGAAAUGGAUUUUACUGUAGAAUUUGAUUACAUUUUUUGGUUUGGAGACAUGAAUUAUAGAGUUGAAGAAAAUUAUGAUUUAACUGUAGAAAUGUGCGCAACAAACCAAAUCAGCACUCUGUGGGAUAAAGAUCAACUUAUCAGACAAAGAAACGAAAAUUGCAUAUUUUCUCAAUUUUUUGAAGGAAAUCUCAAUUUUUGUCCAAGCUACAGGUGAAGUAGGUUAGUAGACGAGUGAAGCAACAAGAGAAACCAAGCGCCAAGCUGAACAGACAGAAUUAUGUAUAAAACUCAUAGACAAAUUGAACUUUUACAAUAUACAGCUCUCCACAAGUGUUAUGGAAGUGAUCAUAAACCAAUUACAGGUAGCUUUGCCACACAAGCAUUACAGUGAUAUAUGCCUGAAUAUUUAUCAAUUUCUCAACAAGACCCACAGUAUGGUAUAGUUGAGUUUAAUUGGCUACAAAUAGAGCUUGACGACUCUCUCCAUACCUCAAUGAUCCAGCUUUCUUUUUAUUCUCCAUUUAUCUUAUGUAUCCCAUACUCUACUAAAAUUGAUGCAGGAAAUGAAAAAAAAUUCAGACUUGAAGCUAAAUUAUUGCCCACAAUUACUAUUGUAUUUGCUGAUGAAACUUUUGUGAGGGAACAAAGAGUAGUUGCUUUACUAUGGCAGUUCACUGAAAACGGAGGCCAAGAAGUAAUUGGACAAGCUUCUUUGCAGUUUCAAGGGCUCUUUCAUGACUAUGACUCAAAUUCCACAAUAGAUUCUUCAGCAAGCUUAAAUUCCAGCGAAAUUUCUGCAUAUUUAGAAUUUCAAACCAGAAGGAUUGGCCAAAUAAAAGCAUUAUCAUUAAUAUUAACUAUAUGAUUAAGAGGCCCGUCGUAAUACUAGGGUUUCCCCUGCUCUACCUUGACCCUUCACGCUUCACCCGGUUGCUCACCACCAAUCGAUCACGACCUUCAAGGUGUAGCUCCUACUGGACGAGGAUGUGCGCUCGCAGUAUGUCAACAGAGGUUGCCCAUUCCGAAAAUUUGAAAAACAAAUUUUCUGGUAGGACUGUCGGCAAAAAUGGAAAUCCAAAGCCUGGGAUGUAACACCCAGCUUCACGCUAGGGAGUUGCCCGAUUGAUCAGGAGGUACCUUCCUGAUAUGCUGAGCUUCCCCUUUCCAACCUUGGAAACCAUUUCCCUGAGGCAAAAACCCUAGUGCCAGAAAGAGCUGAGGUUAACCAAACUCGACUUUGCGCUCCAUUGUGCCAAGGAAAAACCUAGCCGGAUAUACACCCGAACGCGCCUUUUCCCCUUCCACAAGGUCCCCGGGUUCUAGCAGACUCCCGGCUACAGGUGUUGAGAAAAAGGGCUGGUUCGCCGUCGCAUUUUAAUGUAUAUGGCGAAACAAAAGCAAGCUGGAAAUAUUAUGUAAGCACUAUAAAAGACCAGCCUAAUUAA
This is a messenger RNA of Blepharisma stoltei, 3723 nucleotides long. The record is from the annotation of a GenBank genome assembly. NCBI's taxonomy places the organism in Eukaryota, Ciliophora, Heterotrichea, Heterotrichida, Blepharismidae.